This is a messenger RNA of Eufriesea mexicana, 5549 nucleotides long. RefSeq names its product insulin-like receptor-like (gene InR-2). Lineage: Eukaryota; Metazoa; Arthropoda; Insecta; Hymenoptera; Apidae. The transcript has 11 exons. Bases 94 to 5223 code for a protein of 1709 amino acids. Gene Ontology annotation, molecular function: insulin receptor substrate binding; ATP binding; insulin receptor activity. Gene Ontology annotation, cellular component: plasma membrane; axon; insulin receptor complex. The record is from RefSeq and is a predicted model, not a curated record. Gene Ontology annotation, biological process: positive regulation of MAPK cascade; glucose homeostasis; positive regulation of kinase activity.
AGGCUGCAGGACCCUGAUAGAGGUCGGCACGAAGGGAUGACAGUCGUCGAGGAAGUCUCUCGGACGUUGUCAACGAGGAACCCCCCGAGCGCGAUGGAGUCGCCGACCUGGUGCACUCGCAGACUAGGUGGUAGCUCGUCAGCUAUCGAGGAGUCGAGCUCGUCGCGUCUCUCGAUCGCGAGCAACCCCGUGAACGAUCGUUCUUCCGAAACCGACACCACCCCAUGCCUGGCUGACACCAGCGCGGACGCCAGCUCCGCGUCCUGUCACUGCCAUUGCUCGUCAGGCUGCGUCGCCACGCGUUCUCACUCUUGGUCGAGUCGCCUAAACAGAAGCAACGUUUGCGACCUCUGCGAACGCCUUCGCGGAAGAAGCCGCAACUGCUCGACGCUCGACGGAACGGCCGAGGAAGGACGCUUCGAUCGGGCCCCGAGACGCGAGCAACGACGCCCUCUGGUCCCUCACGCGGACCACGCUGUCGCUACCUCCAGGAUAACGGAGUGCGACAGGUUGAGGCCUGACGCGUCCUCCAGCAGCUACGUCUCCAGCGUCGUGCGGUGGAUCUCGAGGCUGGAGAGAUCGAUCCGCUGGACCAGGCAGAAGCAGUUCGCCUGGAUGAUUUUGUUCCUAUUGGUACUCGUGUUCCCCGCUUCCGCGGACCUGCAAAAGGGAACGUCAAGUGGUUCCUCCAAAGAAGAGGGUGUGUGCCAAAGCAUAGACAUAAGAAACAGCGUGCGUCAUUUCUCAAGACUGAAGGGAUGCCGACUAGUCCAAGGCUUCGUACAAAUUUUGCUGAUCGACAACGCCGAGCCGUCGGAGUAUGCCAACGUCUCUUUCCCGGAGCUGAAAGAGAUCACCGGAUACCUGCUGCUGUAUAGGGUAAAAGGGUUGCGAAGCAUCGGUCGCCUGUUCCCUAACCUGACCGUGAUUCGAGGCCAUUCUCUGUUCAUCAACUACGCCCUGGUCGCGUUCGAGAUGAUGAACCUGCAGGAGAUCGGGCUGCACCAUCUCACAACCAUCGUCAGAGGCUCCGUCCGCUUCGAGAAGAACCCCACGCUCUGCUACGUUGACACGAUCGACUGGGACCUGAUCGCCAAGGCUGGAAAAGGAGAACACGUGAUAGCGGCGAAUAAUCGGAAGAACGGAUGCCCGGUGUGCGAGAAGCGCUGCCCGCAGAGGUCGACCAAAUCGGACGAAUACCUGUGCUGGAACCAGCAACACUGCCAACGAAUCUGCGACCGAAAGUGCGAGAACAACGCCUGCUACGAAUCGGAACUGGAGAGAUGCUGCCAUCCGUCGUGCCUGGGGACCUGCACCGGGCCGACUAACCGUGACUGCGCGGUGUGCAAGGACCUGGCAACGGACGGCUUCGAGUGCAGAGAGCGAUGUCCGAACGGCACCUUGGAGUUCAUGAACCAUCGAUGCAUCGACGAGGAGAGGUGCCUGCGGAUGGAGAAGCCGCGAGAGGUGUUCUACGUGUCCAACUAUCCGCACAAGCCAUUCAACGGGAGCUGCAUAAUGGAGUGCCCGCCAGGUUACAUGGACGAGGAAUCGAACGGCAAGAUCUCGUGCAAGAAGUGCGAGGGACGAUGUCAGAAGGAAUGCGCCGGGACGAACGUGGACAGCAUCGCCUCGGCUCAGAAACUCCGCGGAUGCACGCACAUCACGGGUAGCCUGGAGAUUCAGAUACGAGGCGGCAAGAACAUCGUGAAGGAGCUGGAGGACAGCCUGAGUGCCAUAGAGGAGAUCGACGGCUACCUGAAGAUCGUGCGCAGCUUCCCGCUGAUCUCUCUCAACUUCCUCAAGAACCUGCGCAUCAUCCGUGGCAACGACAUCGACAACUCCAAGUACUCUCUGCUGGUGAUGGAUAACCAGAACCUGCAGGAGCUCUGGGACUGGAGCUUGCACAAGGACAUCAAGAUCCAGUCAAGGGACGGACCUGGGAAGAUCUUCUUCCAUCUGAACCCGAAGCUGUGCCUCUACAAAAUCGAGAUGCUGCGAAAGAAGGCUGGCUUGGGACCGUUCACGGACUACGAGGUGGCGCCGAACAGCAACGGCGACAAGGUCGCCUGUAACGUGACCGAGCUGAAGACCAGGGUGGGCAAGAAGUCUCCGUGGGGCGCGGUGAUCGAAUGGGAGCCGUUCGUCCAUCACGACGCGAGGUCUCUCCUAGGCUACGUGGUGUACUUCAUCGAGGCACCGAACAAGAACGUGACGAUGUACGACGGCAGAGACGCCUGCGGUGGCGACGGCUGGAAGGUGGACGACGUCUCCGCGAGCACCAACACCACCCAGGUGGAGAGCGGCGGCAAGUUCGGGACCGGCCGACAGGAGAAGAACGUGCACACGCACUACUUGUCUCAGCUGAAGCCCUACACGCAGUACGCUUAUUACGUGAAGACUUACACGAUUGCGACGGAGAGGUCCGGCGCGCAGAGCAAUUUAACGUACUUCAGAACGAUGCCGGAAGCACCCAGCGCGCCCAGGUCUCUUACCACUCGAAGUAACUCGAGCAGCGAGCUGAUCAUGUCCUGGCUGCCUCCUCUUCACAAGAACGGAAACCUCACGUACUAUCGGAUCUAUGGCCGAUGGGAGCGGGAUGACGCCAACUUCAUCGAUCAGAGGAACUACUGCGAGGAACCCAUGCUGCUGCCGGACAAGAAAGCCAUCUCGAUCGCGGAGGAGGAGAGGAAGCGGAUCGAAGAGGAGAAGGAGCAGAUGAUGCCCGAGACCGGGACUUGCGAUUGCGCUGAUCGGGAAACGGACCAGUCCCUGCGAGAGAAGGAAGCAUCCAGCGCGAUCGCUUUCGAGGACGCUUUGCACAACCAGGUGUACGUGAAGCGGAAACCGAGGAGAAAACGCGACGUCUCGGACAUGUCGUUCGGCUCGUCCAGGAAGACCAAGGCAGCGGACCGAGAUCAGCCUAUGGAGAAGAUCGAGAACGGAGUGUACACGGCGUUCGAGCAGAUGGUACCCAGCACGAACCUCUCCUUCGUGAUGAAGAACCUGCACCACUUCGCGGCGUAUAACAUCGAGGUACAGGCGUGCAGGGCGACAGAGAUGAACGACACGUACAAGAACUGCUCCACCAAGAGUAUGAGGACGUUCCGAACGUUGCGACUGGAAAGCGCGGACAACAUUCCUCCGAACAGCUUCAAGAUAAGCAUAUCCGGCGAGAACAACAGCCUCACCAUGGUCACGCUCCAGUGGGACGAGCCAUCGGAACCCAACGGUCUGAUCAUCACCUACCAGAUCGAGUACAAGAGGGUCGACAUACAGAACUAUAAACCGACCGUGGUGUGCACCACGAGGCUGGAUUUCGCGCAGGCGGGCAACAGGUACGUUCUCAAAGAGCUCCCCGCUGGUAACUACUCCGUCAAAGUCCGAGCGACCAGUCUAGCUGGAUACGGUGCCUAUACGAACGUCAAGUACUUCUACAUCGAGGAACGGUACACGAUCAUCACCUUUUGGGUAGUGUUCUGGUUGCUGUUUUGCGUAUUCAUCGCGAUCGCCAGCUUGAUCUCGUUCUACGUCUGCAAACGGAAGUUACUGAGGAACGCGCCGAACGUGUCUACGCUGAUCGCUACCGUGAACCCGGAGUACGUGAGCACGCCGUACGUACUGGACGAGUGGGAGGUGCCCAGGGAGAAGAUCGAAAUGCUCAGGUCGCUGGGAACCGGUACAUUCGGCAUGGUGUACGAAGGAAUAGCCAAGGACAUCGUGAAGGGCAAGCCGGAAGUACGAUGCGCGGUGAAAACGGUGAACAAGGACGCCACUGACCGGGAACGAAUCGAGUUCCUCAACGAGGCAUCCGUGAUGAAGGGUUUCGACGCUCACCACGUGGUCAAGCUCCUCGGCGUGGUGACUCGUGGUCAACCCACCUUGGUUAUCAUGGAAUUGAUGGUAAAUGGAGAUCUGAAGCGGUACCUGAGAAGCCACAGACCCGACACUUGCGAGAGCCUGACCAACGUGUCGCCAAAGUUGGACCGGAUACUUCAGAUGGCGAUCGAAAUCGCUGACGGGAUGGCGUAUCUCUCGACCAAGAAGUUUGUUCAUAGAGACCUGGCUGCUAGGAAUUGCAUGGUCGCGGAAGAUUUAACCGUGAAAGUGGGAGAUUUCGGAAUGACCAGGGACAUCUACGAGAGGGACUAUUAUCGGAAGGGUAGCAAGGGCCUGUUACCUGUCAGGUGGAUGGCUCCGGAGAGCCUGAAGGACGGCGUGUUCAGCAGCUAUUCCGACGUUUGGAGCUAUGGAGUGGUGUUGUGGGAAAUGGUGACCUUCGCAUCGCAGCCUUAUCAGGGUCUAUCGAACGAGCAGGUAUUACGGUACGUGAUCGACGGAGGAGUUAUGGAACGACCAGAAAAUUGCCCAGAGUUGUUGUACGAACUGAUGAAGCGUACCUGGAGGCACAAAGCAACGAGGAGACCUACGUUUAUGGACAUCGCGACCAUGUUGUUGAAGCACAUCGAUUCGGAGAGUUUCCAGGACGUGAGUUUUUAUCACAGUCUGGAGGGUGUAGAAGCCAGGAAUCAAAAUAGGUCCAACUCGCCGCAGAUUGACAAGCACCUGGAAUUGUCCUCCUUGCAAGAUCUGCAAGAGGAGGAAGCAGAGGGUGAAGAAGAUUCCCCGUUACGGCAGGAUUUCGGCGACUUUGCGCCUAGUUUCGAGCCUAGCAGUAUUAAAAACAGUUUCAGUCCCCGUUACAGGAUGGACUCUUACGGCGAGAACUCCAAGGCGACCUCAAACUGUCACGACAUGAACUCCUCGAACGUGCCGUUGAAGGCCGGAUUCGACGAUUUCGACGGCGUUUCCGCCGACUCGGUCGCCUCUGGCAAGGACGCGUUGAACCUACCGUUCGUCGAGGACAGUUUGAAGUCCGUGAAGAGUUCGCCCUUCAUAAACGCGAAAAGCGCCUCUAGAAGCAACCUGAGUCAGCUGUCGAUCAGCAACAAGUCAGGAAGUCCGAAGAACCCCAGUAAACGCAGUUUCCUCAGCAGUCCGAACUCGUCCAAGCUGGCGAAUCCGGACUACGAGAACGGUAGUCCGGAGAUCCUGGCGGUUGCCGAGAAGCGGGAAACGGUACCGCUGCGGGUCGACUUCCCGUCCAUAGACGCCAUCGAUAUCGACAACGGUAUGGAGAAGAAGGAAACGCUGUCGCCAGUGGAGUACGUGAACAAGCCGGAAACCUUGAACAACGGUUACAUCGGCAGCACGACCACGUAGUGUUAACGCGGUCGCACCCGGUACUCGUCGUUGCUAGGUCGUCACGACGACACGGGUGCGUUUGGAUCCACUCGCAGCGAUCCAAGAUGGCGUGCAUGGACUGGUGGAGUCAGUCUUUGAACGUGGCGCCUGCGAACGCUUUAUCACGGCAACGAGCGGUCCACCAGGGAGAUAUUAUUCCGGCUGAUGUGACACAGACCUAUUUUGCAACCGAACGAACGUUCGCAAGGGGCAGUGUCUGUGAAACAAUUAGGCGAGUUUCGCCGGACUCGCGAUCAAACGUUCCAAUAACCCCGUGACUCGUGCGUUCUUCACGCACUAGGAUA